GGUCAGUUGUUUUGUCAUUGCUGCGUGUGUACUCGUUUCAUGAGGGUGGAUCUCUCGUCCAUAAAGGCGUCUUUUCAGCGACGUAGUUGGUGUGUUCCAGGUAUUCCGACUAACGUUUCAUUGUCGAUGUUCAUCGAAGGUAUGUCGUCAUUCAGCGCUCAAACCAUGGACUACCAUCUUGACAUGUACUUUCAACAGGAAUGGUAUGACCAUCGACUGGAGCACAACAACAGCGCUCCGAUAUUGGUGAAGGACAAGCGGGUUUUUCGUGAAAUGUGGCAUCCAGAUCUCUAUUUUGCCAACGCCAAAUCGGCUUCAUUUCAGGAAAUCACUGACGACAACUUUCUCGUGUGGGUUUAUCCAGAUGGACGGGUAUGGUACGAUACCAGAAUAUCGAUCGUGGUUUCAUGCAAUAUGGAUUUGUGGAAAUAUCCUCUUGAUUCUCAGCAGUGUCCGCUUCGGGUUUUAUCUUACGCCUAUCCAGAAUCUGUCCUUCGUCUCGUUUGGUCGUCAAAAAACGAUUUAUUGCCGGUGGAUCGAAAUCCUGAAAUCACAAUGCCUGAUAUGCAACUCAAAAAUAUUCAAACGGGUUACUGUAAUGGGACUUACGCAACCGGUGUAUGGAGUUGUAUGACAGCUGUAUUCUAUGUUGAACGUGAAAUGAUGCAUCAUGUCAUACAAACAUAUCUACCAACAGCUCUCAUUGUUGUGAUAUCAUGGUUUAAUUUCUGGCUUGACAUUGACUCGGCACCGGCCCGCGUGUCGCUCAGUAUUACAACGUUGUUGACGAUCUCAACACAAGCAAACGCCGUCAAGUUGGCGUUACCAGAAGUUUCGUACAUGAAGGCUAUAGACGUAUGGAUGGGCUCGUGUAUGGCAUUUGUGUUCGGCGUGAUGAUUGAAUUCACAAUUUGUCAUUUCGCAAAAAAUCAAGAGCUGAUAAGAUGUGAACCACAACCGUCGCUGAUCGUCGACACCGCGCUCUCAACGCUUUUCGGUGCGUCCAGGGACAUCGAUGAUCUGGUAAGUGCCCUUUUCAUUUAUAAACUAGUAUACUUACUUACUUGGAUUUUUGGUUAG
Angiostrongylus costaricensis is the source of this 1080-nucleotide messenger RNA. NCBI's taxonomy places the organism in Eukaryota, Metazoa, Nematoda, Chromadorea, Rhabditida, Metastrongylidae. The record is from the annotation of a GenBank genome assembly.